Exophiala xenobiotica is the source of this 3723-nucleotide messenger RNA. RefSeq lists its product as uncharacterized. Gene Ontology annotation, molecular function: deoxycytidyl transferase activity; damaged DNA binding; DNA-directed DNA polymerase activity. The transcript has a single exon. Gene Ontology annotation, cellular component: nucleus. NCBI's taxonomy places the organism in Eukaryota, Fungi, Ascomycota, Eurotiomycetes, Chaetothyriales, Herpotrichiellaceae. The record is from RefSeq and is a predicted model, not a curated record. The coding region runs from base 103 to 3633 and encodes 1176 amino acids. Gene Ontology annotation, biological process: error-free translesion synthesis; error-prone translesion synthesis.
CCUGAUUCAUUAUUGAACAUUCACCACGCCAACGCUCGUUGUGCGCCGUGGGCAAUUAUGAUCAAACAUUGGACCCGUUAUGAUACUAUCUCAUAGCCCCCCAUGGGCUCCAGGCUGGAAAAGAACUCUUCCUUCGUACGCAAACGCAUCGAAAACCACACCUUCAGCGACGAGCAGGGCGAAGAAUAUGAAGCAUCCAAGUUCGGCGGUUUUGCCGACUACAUGCGGCGAAAGAAGAUAAAGUUACAAAAUCUCGAUGCAGAGCUCAGAUCGCAUUCUGCGGACAACCCACCUAUAUUCCGCGGUGUGGUAGUCCAUGUCAAUGGCUACACUCAGCCUUCUUUGAGUGACCUGCACAAGCUCGUCGUUAGCUAUGGAGGUGGGUUCCUACAAUAUCUCGAUGGCAAGACCGCCGUCACACAUGUCGUCGCAAGUCACCUCACUCCUAAGAAGACUGUCGAGUUUGCGCGAUACCGCAUUGUGAAACCUGCCUGGGUGGUCGAUAGUGUAAAAGCUGGGAGACUCUUGCCUUGGGAUGCAUACCGGAUUGUGGACGAAGGCGUGACCCAAAAAGUCUUGGGGUUUGACAAUGGACAGAUUGUCAGUCAGACGAACAGUCAAAGACAUACGUACAGGGAUCAAUCCGAUACGAGCUGGUAUACUUCGCAACUGCGUCAACAGCCGGAACCUCCCCCAGGUCAAGGCGGACAAGCCGCAGAAGAUCAAAACCCUCCGGAUGAGGACGAUGGUUUCAAACAGAUAGAGCAAGUCGAAGAGCUGCUUGAUGAUGAUGAGGAAGCAGUCGCUUCGACAGAAACAAAGCUCAUCGAUUCGGAGCAAAAAUUGCCAGCACCUGCUUUCAUGGAUGUUCAGCCACAGUUUCUGCCUAUAGGCCGGCAAGACUCACCUGCUCAAGUUCAGAAUGUGGUACCGGCUUCAGAUGACGGCCCAAAACCUGAAAAGCGCGAAUUGACAGCCGAAGAACACAAUGCGAUAUUGCUCCAGAACCCACACAUGGCCAAGUCCAGCACUGCGAACCCAGAUUUCAUUAAUCAGUAUUAUCGCGAGUCCAGACUGCACCAUCUAUCAACCUGGAAAGCCGAUUUGAAAGCACGAAUGCAAGCCCGUGCGCAAGAAAAGUCCUUAUCACAAAGACCGAAGCAGAAUAGGAAGCCUGGCGCCAGAAGAUACAUCAUGCACGUGGAUUUUGACAGCUUCUUUGCGGCAGUCUCGUUGCGCAAACAUCCUCACUUGGCCGAUAAACCGGUGGUCAUCGCGCAUGGUAGUGGCCCCGGCUCGGAAAUCGCGAGCUGCAACUAUCCUGCCAGGAAGUUUGGUAUAAAGAAUGGCAUGUGGAUGAAAGCUGCGCUUGGCAUGUGUGCGGAUCUGAAGGUUUUGCCAUACGACUACAAAGCAUAUGAAGAGGCUAGUCGUCAGUUCUACGAUUCCAUCCUUGCGAUCGAUGGGGUCGUUCAGAGCAUCAGCAUCGAUGAAGCUCUUAUCGACAUAAGUGAACAGUGCAUCAAGGCUGGUGGUUCUGAUGGUCGAGGUAUUUCAGAGGGCUCGCUUUAUCGUGAACAAGAAAUUGCCUUACGCAUUUCCCAUGAUCUGAGAGCUUCCGUGAAAGAGAAGACUGGAUGUGAUGUCUCAGUCGGGAUUGGGGGAAAUAUCCUUCUGGCAAAGGUUGCAUUACGGAAGGCCAAACCGGCCGGCCAGCACCUCAUCAAGCCGGAAGAAGUUCUGGAAUUCAUUGGUGAGCUGACAGUCACUGAACUUCCCGGUAUUGCUUGGAGUCUAGGCAACAAGCUGGAGGAAAUCGGGAUCAAAUUUGUGAAGGACAUCAGAACGUGCACCAAAGAAAGAUUGACCAGUGCUUUGGGGCCGAAGACUGGAGAGAAGUUGUGGGACUACUCCAGAGGAAUCGACAAGCAAGAAGUAGGCGACCAGGUCGUCCGAAAGUCUGUAUCCGCGGAGAUCAAUUGGGGCAUCAGAUUCAUCAACCAGCAGCAGGCCGAAGAAUUCGUGCAGAGUCUCAGUGACGAACUCUCGAGGCGGCUGCUCGAACAGCUGGUCAAAGGCAAACAGCUAACCAUGAAAAUCAUGCGGAAAGCUGCAGAUGCGGGCUUGGAUCCUCCCAAGAAUCUAGGUCAUGGCAAGUGCGACACAUUCAACAAAAGUGUAAUGCUCGGAGUUGCCACGAAUGAUGGAGCAAUUUUGGGCAAAGAAGCGAUCUCUAUCCUCCGCAGCUACGGUUUCCCGCCUGGAGAGCUUCGAGGCCUUGGUGUGCAAAUGCAAAAGUUGGAGCCUUUGAAGCCUUCAGGAACAGGUAGUGCUAGCUUAUUCGACAGCAGUCAGCGCCGGUUGCAGUUCAAGAAGCCCACUACACCAUCAAGGCCUCCAGAACAGCCACAAGCCCACACACCGGCUCCGCCAGUCCUUCGUUCGCCAAAGUUGAAGGGAAUAGAUGACCCUAUUGAGGAGAUACCAACACCAGAGAAGCCAAGCGUGCCAGAUACCAUCGCUAGCGCUCUAAAUGUUCCCGACGGCAACGACGUAGAAAAUCAGCGGCCUUUAAAUGUCAGCGGCACUCAGUUCAUCAUGCCCUCUCAGAUCGACCCAACCGUCCUAGCGGAGCUACCGGCCGACAUCAGAACGAAGCUUGCACCUAAACAGAAGAGCAUAUUGGACAGCAUGGCCCGCUCGAGUCGUUCAGAGACGCCCCAAGCCGAUGGACCUUCGCGGUCGGCAUCGCCAUAUCCCAGCGACAACGAAACUUUGCUACCGCGAGAGAGCCAGAUCGACCCAGAAACGCUGGCUGCCCUUCCUCCAGACCUGAGAGAUGAAGUGCUGAACCAGUACAGAGUUCACAACAACGCUGAGAGAUUGUCACGACCACUGACAUAUUCGCCGCAGAAGCCCAAGCCUAUAGCUCCGGCAAAGAAAUUGACUGUUACUCCCACGAAGAAACAGAGGACUACCAAUUUAUUUGGAAAAGCACGGUCCAAACGAACAGGGGAUACGUCCUCCACUUUGACGCAAUCCAACUUCUUAUCUCUCCCGACGAUGUCUGCCGGCCAGGACCAAGCUGCUGCCUUUGACACCAACGAGAUUUCAGAGUCGUUCUUGAAUGAAUUGCCAGCAGACAUCCGGCUUGAGAUCCUAGCCGAGCAGAAAAGGAACAGGAUGAAGGCGAAAUCCGGGCUCAAUUAUGAAGGAGCCAAGAAAAAGUCCAAACCUGCUAAUCAAGUCGAGUCGACUACACGAGGCCAGCAAAGACUUCAGUUGACGAAGCCUCCGGACAAACCGACCUUCACGUCUCAGAGGUUGAGCAGCCUGCCAGAACUGCGGGAUGCUACGUCGGCUUGGGUUCGGGAGUUCUCUUCAGAUGGAGAAGGUCCCGACAAAGAAGAUGUUAGUGCUCUCUCGGACUAUCUCAGCAAGGUGAUCUCAAUUGAGCGAGACAUGGCCAAGGGCAUUGCUGUGGUCAAUUGGCUUGGUCUGGUCAUAGAGUAUGAAAAUUUCCCCAGUGAGGCCGUCCGUAUCGCUUGGGAGGAGGCUCUUUCUGCCCUCAAGCAAGAUGUCCAGGUGGCGGUGAAGGGUAGAGGUUUACCUGCAGUCACAUUUGAUUGUUGACAUAGUUCAUGAAUCUCUUGCGCAACGAGCAAGACUUGGUAAUGUACAUUCAAUAUUUCCUGUAUUGCUCUUUCUGCUUUCUUUGCGUCC